CAGUCUAGGGAAUAAACAACCUAACUAGAUCACCUUGAAUGACUAGACUUUGGCUAGACAAACCUGAAUUACGACAUCGCACUAAUUCUGAGAUGGCCACCAACGAAAAAUGGGAACCACCUCGAUAUCAAGUUGUUAAAACAGAAGCCACGGAAAACCAGACAUCAGAUACCAUUGCAGCAUCUGGCUUUGGUGUCGGUUCACAAGCACAAGAUGCUUUAGAACCAUAUGAUCGCAAUGCCGAUCCAUCAAGGAAAGAAGUUUCGAAUAAUGGCGAAGAUAUAUCAGGAGAUUUACGAAUUGUUUUGAUCGGGAAAACUGGAACAGGCAAAAGCGCCACGGGAAAUACUCUGCUUGGUGAGAAUGUCUUUAAAUCUAAAGGAAGUUCCAAGUCUGUUACCACGGAAUGCACGGUUGUACAGCGAAACAGAUUUGGCAAAAAUCUUGUGGUCGUAGACACUCCAGGGUUUUUGGACACCAAUAUGUCCCAAGAAGAACUUGUGAAACAGCUCGUAUCUUGUACCUGUUUAACCUAUCCCGGGGUCCAUGCUCUCCUCCUUGUGCUUCAGGUGGAGCAUAGAUACAUCGACGAAGAUAAAAGGGCAAUUGAGUUAGUGAGAGAGCUAUUUUGCGAAAAAUUUGUAAAUCACACAGUUGUUGUAUUUACAGGAAAAGAUACACUUGUCGCUGAUGAACAAACUUUAGAGGAUUAUAUAUCUAAGCUACCGGAACCAGUGAGACAAAUGAUUGCGUCCUGUAAAGGGGGUUUUGUUGCUAUAUCUAACAGAGGUAAACGUGAUGAAAGGAAACAGGCGGCAGAAAAUAUUAUCAGCAUGGUCAAAGAAGUUGUCAAAAAAAAUGGCGGAGAGAGUCAGUAUUACAGCACUGCGUUGUCUGUUGAGAUAUCUAAGAUGGUUGCAGAAAACAUGGAAGAAAUUCUGAAAGCAAAUGUUAAAGUCAAUGAAAAAAUUAGACUGGUAGAACAAGAAAUGGAAAGAUUAUCUGGAGAAGACCAACGCAUACAAAAAAGACGUGAAGAAUUCAAGAGAACAAUUGGCGAUUAUAGGAAGGAACUUAUCGACGGGGCUACUGCUCGAAAAAAAGCCGGUGAGAAAACACAGAAGAAAUGGUUUGGCAGCAUAUCAGCUGCGGCUACAGGCACCAUUAUCGGUAUUAUAUCAUUCUUAAUUUUGCAAAAAAAAUAAUUCAUCAGUUAAUCAAUUUGAGGACAACAUAUUCAUUUAUAUUCAAUUGGCUUUUUUAAUCUCUGUCAUCGAAGAAUUAAAUCUCUUUUUACUUUGAGACCAAAAAUCUUUGGGAAACACUUUACUUUAAUCCCUGGAUACUAUCCUUGAAUAGGACGAAAUUAGUCAUUUGUACACGCAUUUUAGGAAAAGAAGAACCGUUUUGAAAAACAACGAUUAGAAGCAAAAGUAAAGAUAAAAUAAAAUAUUUUUUUCUCCGAAGAAAUGGUUUUGAAUUUGCAUUGUGAGAAGAUAGAUUGUUUUAUAAAUAACACGCAACCUAGAAUCAUUACUGAAUGAAAAGUUAUUCGUGAAUAUAAACUACAGCUUGACGAGAUUGAUUGUUCUGUAAAAUAACAUUUAACAUAGAAUCAUAACUGAAUGACAAGACGUUCGUAUGAGUUAACUAUAGCUUGAGAAGAUAGAGUUUCUUGUAAAGUAACAUGUAACCUAGAAUAAUUUCUGAAUGAAAGAUAUUUAUUUGUGUAAACUAUAGACUGAGCAGAUAGAUUGUUUUUUUGUAAAAUAACACUUAACAUAGAAUCAUUAUUAAAUGAAAAAUUAUUCGUAUGUGUUAACUAUAGCUUGAAAAGUUUUUUGUAAAGUAGCAUGAAACCUAUAAUUAUAAAUAAUUGAAAAGAUAUUCCAACGUGUUAACUAUAGCUUGAGCAGAUACAGUCUUUUGUAAAAGAACGUGUAACCAAGAAUCCUUUCUGAAUGAAAGGAUAUUCUUAUAUGUUAAUUUGAUUGAAAAAGCUUAUAUCUUAAAAAAAUACACUUUUUCAACAACAGUAUUCAAACAAAGUAUUACUUACACAAUUGGUUUUCAUUUCUGUU
This is a messenger RNA of Mizuhopecten yessoensis (Yesso scallop), 2081 nucleotides long. RefSeq names its product GTPase IMAP family member 7-like. The record is from RefSeq and is a predicted model, not a curated record. Gene Ontology annotation, molecular function: GTP binding. The coding region runs from base 39 to 1205 and encodes 388 amino acids. The transcript has 4 exons. Lineage: Eukaryota; Metazoa; Mollusca; Bivalvia; Pectinida; Pectinidae.